Messenger RNA from Daldinia vernicosa, 1150 nucleotides. RefSeq lists its product as uncharacterized. NCBI's taxonomy places the organism in Eukaryota, Fungi, Ascomycota, Sordariomycetes, Xylariales, Hypoxylaceae. The record is from RefSeq and is a predicted model, not a curated record. The coding region runs from base 179 to 469 and encodes 96 amino acids. The transcript is spliced from 2 exons.
GCAAGUCGAUCCAGACGGAAGCUUAGCGGGGCUCUGAAAAGUGCACGGUCCAAUUCAACUUUCAGCUGCGUUUUAGCAACUUUCAAAAAAAGAUCGCCGUUAUCAAAGGUUUUAACAAUAAUUCCUUCUGUCCGCCCUCAGCGCACCUAGGUACUAAAGCCGCGCUCUACCUUUCGCCAUGAGCAAGGAUAAAGUGCCGUCGGUCGGCACUCUCGACAGGCCCGAGGACCUCAAAGACUUACUGAAACAGGAUCGGGGCGAAGACUGCCUCCCUUGCAGAGUCGUAGGAGGCGGUGCGUUUAUCGGCCUAGCGGCUUAUAGCUACUUUUCCGGCCAGCGAGAACUCGAGAAGAACCGCGCGCAGAUCAUAGCGAGGAAAUCCGUGUUCGGUAUGCGCAGUCGGAGAUUCGGUAUCGCGGCUACGUCGUUGGGGUUGGCUUGGCUGGGCGUCUGGAGGUUGUUCUUAUAGGGGGGGAGGGUAUGAUGAUGGGUUAAGAUGUUGUGUGUAGGUAGUCCACGGGACGGGAGAUACCAGGACGGAAACCAAAUCACUCUACUCUUACAUAUACGGCACGACUUCACGAUAGGAGAUCAGCGUAGCGACCUUCUUGUUCGCGCUAGCCCUACGGCUUACUACUGGAAAGGUCGAGCCGAUGUAGUGCUACCGGAGGGGGGGAUGUUAAUGACAGUCUGUUGCACGAUGCGAGUCGCGGCAUGAUCUUGGGCGCGAAUAUCAUCAUAGAUAGAUUCCCAGCCAACUCAUUGUAUUAUGAAAAAAAUGCGGGCUGUGCCAUAGGCACGAAUGUCGUAUUAGAGGAUUUGUGUCGCAUACGAGUCGACUCGUCAUUGGAAUCUAAUACUUUGAGACAACUCAAGUUGGUAGCUUCGUGGAUAUGAUAGUAGAAUAUCACAUAUCGCUAUAAGCUAAAUGUACAUAAUGGCUAUGUACCUCCCAAUCGAUCCUGACUACAUUAGAUUCUCGCAGGAUCUCGUUGCACGCGCUUUUCGAAAUACUUGAAAUAUCUACGCAUUUUCCAUGUGGUUCGCGAUGUUGGCGCAGGCUGGCGUCGCUCCCUACCGUCUCCUUAGGUAUCUUUUAUAAAUUUGCUAAAUUUUAUGGUUGAUAGGUUGUAUGGGAUAGAUGAUGAAA